UGUGUUUAUUCCGACUAGAUCCUUUCGUUUGACUCAACAACCGUCACCAUCGGUCGCCGUCGCAAACCAAGACACCAGCACAGGCCCAAGUCUGGCCGUGGCCGUCGCAUCAUGGGCAAUGAACCGUCGACAAUGGUCGAUGAGAAAACCCCUCCUUCCGUGCUAGAGGCGCGGAAUAUGGAGUCGGUGGCCAAGUAUAUCAAGGACAAAAAUGUGCGACGGAUUGUGGUGAUGGUGGGCGCAGGAAUUAGCACUUCAGCAGGCAUUCCCGACUUUCGAUCCCCCGAUACAGGUAUCUACGCCAAUCUCGCCCAUCUCGACCUCCCUGAUCCCGAGGCUGUGUUCGAUAUCAGCUUCUUCCGGAGCAACCCCCGUCCUUUUUAUGCCCUGGCGCGCGAACUUGCUCCAGGUCGGUAUCGACCGACCAUUUCCCACUCGUUCAUUAAAUUACUUUACGAUAAGGGUAUGCUGUUGAAACACUUUUCGCAGAACAUCGACUGUCUUGAGCGCCAGGCGGGUUUACCGGGUGACAUGAUUAUUGAGGCCCAUGGUAGCUUUGCUUCUCAGAAGUGCAUUGAAUGCAAAGCGGAGUACCCGGAGAAGAUGAUGAAGGAGGCCAUUGAUACGGGCAAGGUGCCGCACUGCUCCCAGUGCAAUGGGUUGGUGAAGCCGGACAUUGUCUUUUUCGGGGAAGCGCUACCGGAGGACUUCUUCCUGAACCGGACGCUUCCAGAGGAGGCCGACCUGUGCAUUGUCAUGGGUACGAGUCUGUCUGUACAGCCAUUUGCUAGUCUACCGGGAUUCUGCAAGGAUGGUGUCCCCCGAGUACUCAUCAACAUGGAGCGCGUGGGGGGAAUGGGGUCCCGCCCGGACGAUGUGCUUCUACUUGGAGAUUGUGAUGCCGGAGUGCGGAAAUUCGCGCAGGCGAUGGGCUGGGGUCAGGAACUGGAGCGGCUAUGGGAGCAAACCAACCCCGACAAAGAGUCCCGGGAGGCCGAGAAUGCCCCUUCGUUGACGAGGGAUGAGCGACUACAAGAUGAAGUGGAACGCCUGACAGAGGAAGUCGACCGGACCUUGGGAAUAUCGGAUGCAUACACACAGCGAGUGCGAGAGCGAUUGGAGGGUUCAAAGACUCUUCGUCCGGCGGAGGACGAAAGCUACAGUGGAUUGGGGCAUGUCUUCCCUUUUCUGGCGGGGAAGAAUAAAGCGAGCCAGUAAGGAUAGAGAUGAACUGAAUGACGAUGAUAGAUAGUAGAUAUGAGUUGAGAUAGGUUUAGAUUCCCCAAUGGCGUGUGAUGAUUGAUGUGUCUAUACGAACGAAUUGGAGUCGAGGCCGUGUGUGGAGCUGGUUACAUAU
Messenger RNA from Aspergillus wentii DTO 134E9, 1357 nucleotides. RefSeq names its product SIR2 family NAD-dependent protein deacylase. The transcript is spliced from 2 exons. Gene Ontology annotation, molecular function: NAD+ binding; histone deacetylase activity, NAD-dependent. The record is from RefSeq and is a predicted model, not a curated record. NCBI's taxonomy places the organism in Eukaryota, Fungi, Ascomycota, Eurotiomycetes, Eurotiales, Aspergillaceae. Bases 112 to 1218 code for a protein of 368 amino acids.